Linum tenue is the source of this 309-nucleotide messenger RNA. The record is from the annotation of a GenBank genome assembly. NCBI's taxonomy places the organism in Eukaryota, Viridiplantae, Streptophyta, Magnoliopsida, Malpighiales, Linaceae.
GACCGAAAGGGAGGAGAAGAAGCGGGCGGCGACGAUGACUAAGGGAAGGUUUUGCUUCUGAGAGGAGGGAAAGCACGACUGGAAAGAAAGUGGAUCACCUCCGGCGGCUGAUGUGGCUGGUGGGUGAGGUUCGGCUCUAUCUUUGUUUGGAUUCUGUUUUUCUGUCAUGAUACGAUGGGUUUUGUAUUUGGGAUCUUAGGACUGAUUUCGGCUAUGAAUUGGAGAAAUUGGGGUUCAUUUGUGGUUUUGGAUCCUGAAAUGGGAUUGUGGUUGGUGGUAAUUGUCUGUUUUUGGAUUUGGCAAGUUUGU